AUGGCUUUUAGGUUUGUUAAGAAAUUGCAAUUUGUUAAGUCUAAGGUUAAAGAGUGGAACCAGACUAAAUUUGGGAAUAUUUUUGCUAAUAAGCAAGAGUUGGAGGAGAAGCUGGCCGCAUUACAAGAAACAAUAAUUCAAAAUGGAAUGUCCUCAGAGUCUUUUUUGCAGGAACGUGAUCUUCAAAAUCAGUACAAUGAGAUUCUAACACGGGAAGAAAUCUAUUGGCAGCAAAAAUCGAGGGAGUACUGGCUUAAGGAAGGGGACAAAAAUACUAAAUUCUUCCAUAAUUCGGUCGAGGCCAGAAGAUCUUGGAACAAAAUCACCUCCAUCCAUAACAAGGGAAAUGUCCUUUUGGAAAACCUGGAGGAUAUCAACAGUGAGGUAAUCAGUUUCUUCUUGACUUUAUUUUCGAAGGAGGGUAAUAUAAGUUUAGAGGAUCAACAAAAUGGACUUAAUGCUAUUUCAAAGCUGAUCAUAGAAGCACAAAAUCAAGCACUCAUGAAACCUAUCCAGUUUGACGAGGUUCGGAGGGCAGUUUUUAGCAUGAUGGGGGACAAAGCCUAG
This is a messenger RNA of Cryptomeria japonica (Japanese cedar), 567 nucleotides long. RefSeq lists its product as uncharacterized. Lineage: Eukaryota; Viridiplantae; Streptophyta; Pinopsida; Cupressales; Cupressaceae. The transcript has a single exon. Bases 1 to 567 code for a protein of 188 amino acids. The record is from RefSeq and is a predicted model, not a curated record.